GUAGAAAGUUUAGCUUUUAGUUUUUUGUUUUUUCUUCAGCACGAUGUUUGUUUUGAUAAAUUUGUCUGUAUUUUCUUCUCCAGGUCCAAGAUGGUUCAGCGCCUGACUUACCGCCGUAGGCUGUCCUACAACACCACCUCCAACAAGACCAGACUAUCCCGGACUCCUGGUAACCGGAUUGUGUAUCUCUACACUAAGAAGACCGGCAAAGCUCCCAAGUCAGCAUGUGGAAUCUGCCCCGGUAGACUGCGUGGUAUCCGUGCAGUGAGACCUCAGGUUCUUAUGAGGCUCUCAAAGACCAAGAAGCAUGUGAGCAGAGCCUAUGGUGGUUCCAUGUGCGCCAAAUGUGUGCGUGACAGGAUCAAGCGUGCUUUCCUUAUUGAGGAGCAGAAGAUCGUUGUCAAAGUACUGAAGGCACAGGCACAGAGUCAAAAAACUAAGUAAAUGAGUUUGUGUACUUUAAAAUAAAUGUUGGAUCAAA
This is a messenger RNA of Tachysurus vachellii, 481 nucleotides long. RefSeq names its product ribosomal protein L34 (gene rpl34). Gene Ontology annotation, molecular function: structural constituent of ribosome. Gene Ontology annotation, cellular component: ribosome. Gene Ontology annotation, biological process: translation. The coding region runs from base 91 to 444 and encodes 117 amino acids. Lineage: Eukaryota; Metazoa; Chordata; Actinopteri; Siluriformes; Bagridae. The transcript is spliced from 4 exons. The record is from RefSeq and is a predicted model, not a curated record.